GCAGUGGUUGCAUUAUUUCCGGUAAUUUGCAUCUGAAAACAGAAAAACGAGGCGGAGCAUAAUGUCCAAUGCAUGCAUUCAGUGCACAGCAGUCGGUUCUUUCGAUCUCACGUUGUACCACCAUAUAUUCCGAAGCUCACCAUUUUCGGUACAUUUGGUUAUUAGGUGCCGCGACAUUUCGACCUCCUCUACUCAUAACAGACAUAAUCUCACAGCCAUGGCCGACAAACCAGACGUCAGCGCAGUCUCAAGCUUCGACAAGACAAAACUUAAGAAAACUGAGACUGAGGAGAAGAAUACUCUACCAACGAAAGAAACAAUUGAACAGGAGAAGACCGCUUAGCUCUCCAUUGUUCUUCUACUCCUCCCCCUUGUACAUUGUUCUCCAAUUUAGCUAGAUUUUUUUAAAGAUAUUUUUCUGAUUUAAUAUUAUUAUGAAGACGAAAAAGGGUGGGGUAUAUCACAUGACCAUUGGAUCAUGGCUACAAUUCUGAGGAAAGCAACUCAAAUUGGCUAGUUUAUUCAUAGCUAGAGGGGCUUUUGUCUCUUUCGAAGAAAUUGCUUGUUGAUUGAGUUGUAGAAUUGGCAGCGAAUGUGGUAUUUUGGUAGUACUAAUUAAUAUUACCAACGUUGAAAGAGAUCGAUGUGUGUGAAAAACAAUAUCAUUCGUACAAAGUCAAUCUAAACGGUUUUGUAGCCAGUUGAAAGAUAACCAGAUGGGAUUGUUGAGACAGACCGAGAGGUCUGAAGAUGUAUGUAUUUGUGCAUUAUUUACUCCCAUGUCUAAUCAAAGAUCUUCACUACACAUCAUCAUCCCUUUUUAACAGUACAAAGAGGUUGGGAAUAAAUUAGGAGCAGACAAAAGCAAAAGUUUGAUUAAUUUACAGUUUAUACAAGUCCUUGGUUUAUGUUGGGCUCUCUAUAUAUGUAAAUAUUCAUUGUUUUGUGCAGGGCACACACCAAGUCAGUACCAUAUGUUAAUGCAGCUUCUUAAGAGGGAUUUUAGUGGGCAUAUUCUGCUAGCAGUGCCUUUGCCUAAAUGAUUGUUGUAAUGAUAGUUGUAGAUGUCCUGUAAGAUCUUGUAAGACCCGCUACGGAGGAAGUUGAUCAUCGAAGCGGAAGACGAACUCCAGGCUGAUGACGACUUCCGAGAAUACUGAUGGCACCCGCAGUAGCACCAAAGCCUAGUAUCUUCCCUGGGGUCGACGGCUCACAACAUGCUCUUUAUUUCGUCGCCACAAGAUAACUGCAAUACUCUUCCACAAAUGUAUAACAAUUUACAAAAAUAACCAAAAAAAAAGUUGUAAAAUUCUACGAAAAAGAGGCAUUUAUGAAUAUCAUUUCUUAGGCAACGUAGCAUUUUGUACCAACGUUUCUUGAUAAGAUGCACUUUGUAAAUGUUGACUCAACUUCACUGUAUAGUGAUUUAUGUGAGAUCUUUAUGUGUUAAAGGUGUAUGGAUCAAACGAAGAACAUUCACAAGAGUUUUGUAAAAUCUUUGAUUCCGUGUGAUAAUCAGGAUUAAUGUUGCAGCAUGUAAUGCUAGGAACCAUGAGUUUGCUAUCAACAUCUGUGCAUCCAUGUGAGGGUUAUGCCUACAGAUAAAAUACAAUAACAUCAAAUGUAAA
Messenger RNA from Strongylocentrotus purpuratus (purple sea urchin), 1628 nucleotides. Its product is annotated as thymosin beta. Lineage: Eukaryota; Metazoa; Echinodermata; Echinoidea; Camarodonta; Strongylocentrotidae. Bases 62 to 343 code for a protein of 93 amino acids. The transcript has 3 exons. Gene Ontology annotation, biological process: actin filament organization; regulation of cell migration. The record is from RefSeq and is a predicted model, not a curated record. Gene Ontology annotation, molecular function: actin monomer binding. Gene Ontology annotation, cellular component: cytoplasm.